AUAUAUAGAAUUCCCGUUCUUAUUUUUGUUUUUUCAUGUAUUGUUAUUAUUUUAAAAUGCAAUAUUAUGAAAAAUGUUUUAUUACAGUCGGUACAACUCGUUUCGAUUUACUUUGCCAACAAGUAAUGUCUACAAAUGUUUUACAAGCUUUAAAGAAAAUCGGAUGCAAAACAAUAGUGUUUCAAAUAGGUAAAAGUGACGUGGAGCCUGGCGAUUAUGAACUUGAAGGUAUAAAACUGUAUUUGUAUAGAUUUAAAGAUUCUAUAAAAGAUGAUAUUCGGAACUCAGAUUUUGUUAUCAGCCAUGCUGGGGCUGGGAGUUGCUUAGAGGUUUUAAGCGCAAAUAAGCCACUAUUGGUUGUUGUGAAUGAAGAUCUUAUGGACAAUCAUCAAUUAGAGUUAGCAGAGCAGCUACAGAUAGAUGGACAUUUAUAUUAUUGCACCUGUGAUACAUUACAGUGUACUGUGGAAGAAGUAGAUUUCAGUGCUCUUGCUCCAUUCCCUAAAGCAGAUCCAGAACCUUUUUUUAAAGCCUUGGACUCUGUAUUUCGUGUUGAAACUUAAAUGUUUAUUUAUUUAUUUGAUUACACAACCAACUACAUUCAUCAGUUGCAAUAUGCAAUAUUUGUUUACUUACUAAUAAAUUGCUUAUUUUUAUAUGAAAUACAUGUUAGUAUGUAAGUUUUUAAAAUAGAAUUAAAAGCAAUAAUGUUGA
This is a messenger RNA of Colias croceus (clouded yellow), 714 nucleotides long. It is a transcript of the gene Alg13, whose product is annotated as UDP-N-acetylglucosamine transferase subunit ALG13 homolog. The record is from RefSeq and is a predicted model, not a curated record. NCBI's taxonomy places the organism in Eukaryota, Metazoa, Arthropoda, Insecta, Lepidoptera, Pieridae. Gene Ontology annotation, molecular function: hexosyltransferase activity. The coding region runs from base 36 to 563 and encodes 175 amino acids. The transcript has a single exon. Gene Ontology annotation, biological process: dolichol-linked oligosaccharide biosynthetic process.